CCCGCGGGCGGCGCGGAGGCGGAGGAGCGCUCGCUGCAGCACAUGCUGCGUGCCAUCGCGGAGGAGCGCGGCCGCCUCAGCCUGCGCCGGGAGGUCUGCGGCCUCGGCUGUCUGAAGGAUGACCGCAUCGUCUUCUGGACCUGGAUGUUCUCCACCUACUUCAUGGAGAAGUGGGCCCCCCGGCAGGACGACAUGCUCUUCUACGUGCGCCGGAAGCUGGCGUAUGCGGGCAGCGAGAGCAGCCUGGACGGCAGGAAGCUGCCCGAGGCCCAGCCCGAGGUGGAGGUGGAGGUGUACCGGCGGGACUCGAAGAAGCUGCCGGGCCUGGGGGACCCCGACAUCGACUGGGAGGAGAGCGUGUGCUUGAACCUCAUCCUGCAGAAGCUGGACUACAUGGUGACCUGCGCCGUGUGCACGCGUGCCGACGGUGGGGACAUCCACGUCCACAAGAAGAAGUCGCAGCAAGUGUUUGCGUCCCCCAGCAAGCACCCCAUGGACAGCAAAGGGGAGGAGUCCAAGAUGAGCUACCCCAACAUCUUCUUCAUGAUCGACAGCUUCGAGGAGGUGUUCAGUGACAUGACCGUGGGGGAAGGAGAGAUGGUGUGCGUGGAGCUGGUGGCCAGCGACAAAACCAACACGUUCCAGGGCGUCAUCUUCCAGGGCUCCAUCCGCUACGAGGCCCUCAAGAAGGUGUACGACAACCGGGUGAGUGUGGCCGCACGCAUGGCGCAGAAGAUGUCGUUCGGCUUCUACAAGUACAACAACAUGGAGUUCGUGCGCAUGAAGGGUCCCCAGGGCAAGGGCCACGCCGAGAUGGCCGUCAGCCGUGUGUCCACUGGUGACACGUCCCCCUGCGGCACCGAAGAGGACUCCAGCCCAGCUUCUCCCAUGCACGAGCGGGUCACCUCGUUCAGCACCCCGCCCACCCCGGAGCGGAGCACGCGGCCCGCCUUCUUCUCCCCGUCGCUCAAGAGGAAGGCGCCGCGGCACGGGAUGACCGAGAUGAAGAAGUCGCACUCGGCCAACGACAGCGAGGAGUUCUUCCGGGAGGACGACAGCGCAGCCGACCUGCACAACGCCACCAAUCUGCGCUCCAGGUCGCUGUCUGGCACGGGCCGGUCCCUGGUCGGGUCCUGGCUGAAGCUGAACCGAGCCGACGGGAAGUUCCUUCUCUAUGCACACUUGACCUACGUCACUUUGCCGCUGCAUCGGAUUUUAACAGACAUCCUAGAAGUCCGGCAGAAGCCCAUCCUGAUGACCUAGCCGUGUGCAGAGCCCGCCCAGCCCUGGGAGUGCUGCCAAGUGCCUACUGUCCCCGCCACCGGGCUCUUCUGUGACAAGCCAGCGCCGAGCCGCGGCCGGCCGGGGCCGCUGGACUCUGCCAACACCAGCCACACGGAAGUGCCUCGUCCUGCCCGCCCACCAGCCGGAGGGCGCCGCGGAGGGGGGCUGUGACGCCAGGCGCUUCGGCUCGCCCCUCCCCUGCUCGCCACUUGGUCAGAGCCGGAGCCGGCAGCGCAGGGCGCUGGCUGUGCCCCGGGCUGGGACCCCUCACCCCACGCCGGCACCCAGGAAAGGCCUCCUGCUUCCAGCCAAAGAACACCGCCACCCUGCCGCCCCCGGCCCGCGGACUCCGGCCCAGAUGGCGACCCAAGCCCCCCGUGGGGUUUGCGUUCUGAGGGCACCAGCGUCCAGAAGGGCCCCCCAAGCCUGUCCGGCUCUCGUCCCGGCUCUCAGACCAGCUCACUGAGGCCGAGGGAACAGGCUGGCAGCCCCGGGGGAGGGGUCUCCAUCUGUGACCCCUCCCCAGGGGGAGGAAGCUGGACGUGGGGUCUCGGCUGCCGUGGAUGUUGUUGGGCGUCAGGGUCUCCGUGGGCAGGAGCGCAGGCGAGGAGCGCGCGAUCCGUCCGUUUUUACUCCGUGGGCUCCGGGGACAGGGGACUACGUCGGGGCUCUCUCCAGAUUUUGUAUGUUGUUAUUAAAAGCGAGCUAUUGCAUUUCA
Lepus europaeus (European hare) is the source of this 2002-nucleotide messenger RNA. Its product is annotated as KIAA0930 ortholog. The transcript is spliced from 10 exons. The coding region runs from base 43 to 1263 and encodes 406 amino acids. Lineage: Eukaryota; Metazoa; Chordata; Mammalia; Lagomorpha; Leporidae. The record is from RefSeq and is a predicted model, not a curated record.